AUGACUUCAACUCUUAAAACAACACUUCAGAAGAAGCUCUGCAGUGACUCUGUGGACCUCUCUAGCAUCCCUUUAUCAACUCGCGACAUACGGCAUGUGGCGUAUUACCUCCAGACCAGUGGGGGCGCUGUGAUAUCCGUAGAUCUUAGUUUCACUGAGCUCCGGGACGAGGGCCUACGUCUACUUCUGCCCUUCCUGGGUGCAUUGCCCAAACUCACAACACUGGCUCUCAAUGGGAACCGUCUGACUCUUGGCAUCCUUAAAGAUCUGAGUGAAGCCCUCAAAGAUUCCAAGAAGUUCAGUUGUCUUGCCUGGAUUGACCUGGGCAACAACGUGGACAUAUUUACCAUGCCACAGCCUCUUCUGGUGGCCCUACGGCGACGCUGUAGUCUAAAGGGCAGUUUGCCCACCAUCUAUGAGUACACAGAAGGUCAGCCCUAUUGCUACCGUGUGGAGAGCUCCAUUGAAGAACCCAGCCACUAUGAAGAAGAGGAGGAUGAAGAUGAGGAAGAGGACCUGGAGCCAUGGAGCAUCGGGGAACAGAAAAGUUCAGGUAGUUUUACCCUGCACCAUUGCGAGAGGUGAACCAAUCACAAUCAUUGUCCCCUGACAAUGGGAUAAAGAAAGAAUGGGAGAGCGCAGGCAAGAGAUCUCUCUUCUCUCAGUACCAUUUCUCCCAAUCAACUUUUACCAUCUCCCUCCUCCACUGCAGCUCCAUGACCUUCCCAUUGCGGUUAUGUGUGAACCAACAGCAGCGCAUGUAAAGAGCCAACUAACCACCUGAACACAGCAAACGGUGAAACACGCUGGUUUGAAAUGCUCUUAAAGCUUCCCCAUUGACUUACUGUGUUGGCAGAUGAUGAUCCUUGACUCGAGGUGGGGGUUCAUUGGAGGGGGCCACAGAGAGUCGCGUAAAAGAUGCUUUCUUACGCCACUCUUUGGUCACGAAGAACCAGUGACGGACAAGAAAAUGACCAAUAAAAAAUCCCAGAGUUUGACCGAGUCAGUCGACAGGCUGAUGCAUACCAACGGUGAAUUUGAAGCUCUACGGACCCGGCUUUUAACUAAGGUAUGGUUAGGAAUUUUGUGGGGUCUGGUCAGGUUUGGUCGUAUUUGUCAGUGUUGCAUUGCUGAGGCCGUCUCUGCCGCAGCAGACCGGACCUAUCACCACUCUGUGUGUGCUCUACUAAUCUCCCAACAAAAGCCAUGAAACCAGCUCAACAGACUAUACAGCCGAGCCACGUCACGUGACGCAAGCAAAACUGCUAUGUCAAGACUUUUGCAUUUUCCCCACCUUUCCAAAAUGUUCACUUGUGAAUACCCACGCACCACUUGUCGUGUAGUUGUGAAUGAUGAUACAAAAAGGUAACGCUGUUGAAUUGCCAGCGUCUGGUUUUUGUUGUCUGCUAAUGAUGAACAAAGCUAUCUUAGGAGACAACAGGUACAAAACGUUGUUGUAUUUGAAAGUCUACUGAAUGGAUUGUUCACCUUUUUAUGUUCAGGUCAUUUUAAAUAUACCUCUUAAAUAUGUCUUGCUGUGUCAAUGCACUGCUUCUCCCUUUGGAAUCGUCCAAUGAAAUAUGGUGGUUCAUUAUGCUAUUUCUGUAUGGUGUAUUUUAAUAUCUCAAGCACAUUGAUUAAUCAUGUCUGGUCAACUUUACUUAAAGUUUAUUAAAUGUCCUUAACAUCAUGCUCAAGAUAACCUUGCCUGUAACACAAAGUUGCAGCAACACCCCAUUUAUUUUUAAAUCUAAUUUUGGCAGACAAGUCAUUAAUGAUCAAAUAAAUGGACCUUGAGAUAAAGAGCUAAUGAUUGUUCCAUGGCCUUCGAUUACCUGAGCACUUUAGUCUGUGUUCUCAUCAGGUUUGUGACUGAAAAGCUUGUUGUAGCGAUGUUGUCUUGUAACAUGAACAUCUUUGUCAUUCUGAAACAAAAAUGAGCCAAACAAAUAGUUACUGUACUAACCAGCACUUGUUGUUUGGGGGUAAAGAAAGCUCAGACGAUCAAAUAGUUAAGUGUCAGUGUUAUUUAGCAUAUAUGUAUUCUUUUAAAUGUCAGUUGUGUGUAUUUGUUUAAUGUUAUCUUAAUGUUUUCCCAGUGUUGUUGUUGACUUCAGACUAUUAUAUUCUAUGUAAUAUUCCACAACACGUGCUAAUAAGUGUCCAUUUUUAAAGGGCCUACAAAUUCAAAUGAUGAAUUGCCCUCUUGUUAACUUUCCAGAACUGAAUAUUCAAUUCAUUUGGACUAUUUAGUACCUGUGACAAAUUAAUUCAUAAAAAACAUCACUCUUUGCAUUUGUUGUUUGGCUCUGUGUCCAGAUCAUAACAAUUAUCUGGCUUGUGAUCUGCUCAUCUGGGAUGUUUAACCUGCAUAAUCUGCGUAAAUCUGUUACUCAUAAACACCACGAUGGUGUCAAUACCCACAAUGCUAAGCAAGCUGAUACACUCAAUGUCCGAUUAUUGAUAGAAGGCAGCUUAUUUGUGAUGUUGUUUUUGUGUCAGUCUGAAUUAGCUUUCUCUGUCCGUGUCAUAUACUGUGUCCUCUGAAUCUGUGCUUCAAACAGUUUAUAAGAUUGACUGUUCAAUGCUUCUGUAAUAAACUUUUAUUAAU
Messenger RNA from Sinocyclocheilus rhinocerous, 2611 nucleotides. RefSeq names its product leucine-rich repeat-containing protein 75B-like. The transcript is spliced from 3 exons. The record is from RefSeq and is a predicted model, not a curated record. Lineage: Eukaryota; Metazoa; Chordata; Actinopteri; Cypriniformes; Cyprinidae. Bases 1 to 585 code for a protein of 194 amino acids.